AUGAUGAAGCCGAGUAUUGAGCAUUUGCGUGUGUUUGGAUCGCAAGGGUAUGCUCACAUUGACGACGAAAAGAGGAAGAAGCUCGAACCAAAGAGCUACCUGUGUGUAUUCCUCGGAUAUGCGGAGAACUCCCGGGGAUACAGGGUGUUUAGUCUGGAAAGGUCGAAGGUUGUCAUAUCGCGCUCCGUAAAGCUGGACGAGCGGGAAGUUGAAGGCAUACACGACACGGUGGUACCUGAGAAAGUACUAGUCAUCAAGUAUUUUUGGGACACUGAUGAAGCAGUGAUUCCGGUGGUUCGUCCGCCCGAUGGAGACGAGACGAUGUAA
Peronospora matthiolae is the source of this 327-nucleotide messenger RNA. NCBI's taxonomy places the organism in Eukaryota, Oomycota, Peronosporomycetes, Peronosporales, Peronosporaceae. The record is from the annotation of a GenBank genome assembly.